AUGAGGGGUACUUGCAGGGUGUUUGAGAACGUGGGCACGGCCCGCGGGCUGGUGGGGUGCGUGCGGCGGCUGCGGCUGGGCCAGCAGACGGCGCUGCUGGAGGAGGGCGGCGCGCUGGUGCUGCGCUCUAGCGGCGUGCGCCAGUGCGGCCGCAGCCCGUGCGCCCACCUGCCCUGCCAGAACGCCGCCACCUGCACCCCCACCGGCGACGACACCUUCCACUGCGACUGCCCGCCCCAGUUCACAGGUCCGUACUGUGAGAGCAAAACCAACUCAUGUGCUUGGAGCCCGUGUGUGGCUGGAUCAUGGUGCGAAGUGUCACCUGACGGAGGUUUUACAUGCAACUGUGGACCGACAAGCAUCAAACUUCCCUGCCACGACUUUGAUGCCGAAAAUCAGGAAGCAUUUGUGCCAGAAUUUGAUGGGAACUCGUUCAUAGAGCUUCCUAGGCUGGAAGGUGUCGGCAAGGCUUUUGCUAUGGAACUGUGGUUUCUGACAAGAGCGGUGGAUGGUGUUCUCUUGUACAGCGGUCAAAGACUGGAUGGAAAGGGUGAUUAUAUAGCCCUAGUUCUUGUCAGUGGCUACGUGCAGUUCCACUUCGAACUUGGAAGUGGUCCAGGAAAAACAGUUACUACAAACGCAAUAACUCCGAAUCAGUGGCACUCGGUGAAGGUCAGCUACAUGGACCGAGAGGGCACACUGCAGCUGGAUGACGGCCCCACCGCCACGGGCAUGUCUGGAGCGCCAUUAAACGAGCUCAAUCUGGAUCUACCACUGUAUAUAGGAGGCCUGCCGGCCACAAUGUACACGGGCGUGAUCCCGCUGCCCAACUUGGUGGGCGCGGUGCAGCGGCUGGUGGUGAACGGGCAGAUCCUGGAGAACCUGGGCGAGGGCGUGGCCGCCGUGUCCAGGUGGGCGGGGCCUCCCUGCACGGCGCACACGUGUCUGCACGGCGGCGCCUGCCAGCCCAGGCUCAACUCCUUCCUCUGCCGCUGCCCGACGCGCUUCAGGGGACCGCGCUGCCAGUACGUCGAUACUGAAGGAGCUACUGACUCGACGUCAGUGAAGUUCACUGGCAACACUUACGUGAAAUUGUCACUCGCUGUAGAUACAAGUAGUAAUGGCUCCAUGAAGCACGUAAUAAAUGAGACAUUCAUGUAUAGUGAUAAUCAAGGAGGAAAUGAAAGAAACCUUGAUAUAACUGGAAAUGAGAUUUACGAACAUAGCGAUUACGAUGAAGAAGACAAGGAUGACGAUGAGAGUGACAUAGGCGGCAAUCACUUCAUAGAAGGAGACACCUCAUUUUCUCCUGAGAAACAGCCUGACUUUGAAUAUCUGGCACAUCAUACUUCGCCAGUUGGAGAAAUAAAUUGGAGAUUUUUUCAUUAUGAGGUCACAUUUCACACACUGGAAGCCAGCGGCCUUCUCUUAUGGAAUGACAGAAAGACUAGGCACAGAAGUAAUUAUGUGGCUCUUGCAAUUUCUGAUGGGUAUUUGGAACUUAGGUAUAGACUUGGUAAAACCAAAUAUUCAGCUUCACUUCAGUCGAAGGUUUAUGUAAGCGAUGGAAGAAUACAUACGGUAGUGGCAGAGAUUCACUGGAAAUACAGUUUUCUCCAAGUGGAUGAUGAACAUCCGAAACAAAAAUUCACUAAAGGCAAUAAUAUCAGACGAUCCUUGGUACAGGAUAUAUGGAUAGGUGGAAUGGAAAGCUUACCAUCAGGACUACCAACGGCAUACUACUCAGGAUUUGUAGGCUGCAUGCACAGGCUCGUUGCACAAAAAGAACUAAUACAUCUACAAAGUGGAGAGGCAAGCAAUAUUACACUUUCACACUGUAAUGAGAAUGAAGUGUAACCGGUGCUUUAUGUCGUGUAAGUUUGAAAACGAGGAUCAUGUUGAUGAGAAAUCAUUCCAACUAUGUACACACAAAACCUCUAUUCCUCUGUAUUUACGUAUGUCAAACAUAUCUGACCUAUGUGUCAUGGGAUCACUGUACCGAAUAGUGAUAACUCAGUAACUAUUUGUAAUGUUAAUGGUGCUAUAUAAAAAUACAUUGUGACUGCUGGGUUGGGUACAUAAAAGUAAAAUACCGCGCGAAAUAAGAAACAUAUUUCUGUUAUAUAAUUUGUAGAAGUUAUACUCUGACUAAAUCAGACAUUAAAUUCUGUCUACAUUGGUGUACAUAUCUGUAUAGUGCAAAUGAAGACUCAUGAAAUUAAUAUCAUGGCCUGCAGACUAAAUGUAAAAAGUGGCACAGCAGCACAGGACAUUCAGAGUUUAUAAAGGAGAUUACUAAACGCGCUUCUCGGACGGUUUGACACCCUUGCAUAUAAAUUCUGUAAGAAUUAAAACAUUUAAUUUUGCUGUAUGUUAUCGUUACACAGAACAAAAAUGUGCAUCACUACACCCCUGUAGGUAUUUGUAUAAAAAAUUAUUAUAUACUGAAUAAUUAUCACAUGAAAGAAUUAUCAGAAGAACCAGUAGUUAUUAUCGAUAUUCACACAAUGGUUACACAUAUUGAGUAUAAAAUUGUUUUGAAGUUGUAGCGACACAGUGUACUACAGAAAGUCGUGAACAGGAAAACAUUGUUCAUCAAAUUAGCAUCUAUUUUGUUUGAGAUAUUAAACUAUUUAACGAAAUCAUCAAAAAGUCUCCCAUAAAGAAAUACAGAGAAAUAUUUAAAAAAUAACAAUCCCAGAAACUACAGUUUGUUUUGUGUUGCCGUUGACGAUGUUCAGAGACGAAUUUUCUUCAGUCAGUAAUCAAUUUGCUAAACUUAUGCACGAACACUGCAAGCUGUGAUUUAUUGUGUAUCUUGUACACAUCUCAAGUCUAUGAAACCAAAGCGCUUCAUACCAUAUGCUCAAAGUGUCUCUAUCCUGUUUGCUUUACUAUGCAUUUAUUUAUAGUAACAAUUGACUUUAUUGAGUGUUUCUAUGAAGAAAUGAAAACCCUAAUAUUGCAGGUGCCACAUACUGCCAAGUUUUCUACUAAGCGACCUACCUUCUCCAGAAAUAAUCAGUAUUACACGAAAUUUUGUACAAAGUCUUCAGAUUUUUGUAUGUGAUUCUAAACAACGGCUCAUAAAAAUUGUAUAUAAGAAUUUGUAAGAAACAUGAAAACUAUUGGCGCUUUCCAUUACAUAUAUUUUUCGCAGAAGAUGC
Messenger RNA from Schistocerca gregaria, 3167 nucleotides. RefSeq names its product agrin-like. The transcript has 10 exons. Gene Ontology annotation, molecular function: calcium ion binding. Bases 1 to 1857 code for a protein of 618 amino acids. The record is from RefSeq and is a predicted model, not a curated record. Lineage: Eukaryota; Metazoa; Arthropoda; Insecta; Orthoptera; Acrididae.